Messenger RNA from Drosophila miranda, 767 nucleotides. RefSeq lists its product as uncharacterized. The record is from RefSeq and is a predicted model, not a curated record. Bases 9 to 767 code for a protein of 252 amino acids. The transcript has 4 exons. Lineage: Eukaryota; Metazoa; Arthropoda; Insecta; Diptera; Drosophilidae.
CCCAACGCAUGAGCAACAUCUCGCUGUCCUCCGGCACGGACUCCGUGGGCCACAUGGAUCGCGGCAGCAGCUCCAGUCUCGCUAGCAGCGCCACCGUUGGCACCAACACCAUCACCAGCGGCAUUUCCAAGGAGUGCGCCAAUUACCCCGUCGGCAGUCAGUCGGCCCGUCCAUACGUCCAACUGCCGGGCAUACACAUUUCCAACCCUCCCCAGUACGGGCCAGGGAAUAUGCAGGAAAUAGACGCUGGCAAAAUGGCGCACAACGGCAAGGCACUCACAGGGCGCUACAAUGCCACGCCCACCUAUGGCUUCGACAACGAGCAGAACUACUGCCUGUUGCACAACUUCGAGCUCGAGAACCACACACCGCCGGCAUGUCCCGGCUCUGGACCCAUUGCCAUGACGAACGGCACCAUCCAGUUGCGCCUCCGCGAUGGCGUGCGAAUUGACAUGACUCUGGACAAGGCGGUGCGCGUGCUCAAUCAGCGCAGCAUGGUGGCAGUUGCUCUAUCACGCAACUGCAGCAACUCGGCUUUGAUCCACCCCAAUGGACACAUCUUGCAGAGCGGCGCUAAAGUCGAAAUAGUCACCUACGACGGCAUGAAGGGCAAUAACUUUGUUCGCUAUGCCAAGAUGUGGUACAAGGGUGUGAGCUUCACCAGCGAGGGGUGCGCUCUCCUCUACCUGGUGGACACAUCCGGGACGCGCACCACAACCGACACUUUCACCGAUCUGACCAAGGACUACACCCUAGCAGUGUUCUGA